AUGCAGCAUCCACAUGCUACGUUGACGUUUCCCUCGGCAACAUCACCGCAAACCGGGGCGCUUCUUCUCAGGUGCGGUACUGGGAACCUGUCCAUUUCCGAGACUCGAUUCCCCGUCCCGUUCGCUUUUCGUACCCGCGGUUGCCAAUCGGCCGCCCUGUUUGGGAUCCUCCUUGACCUAGAUAUGGAUGUGCACGGCACGUCUGACCCUGGGACCUCCAAUGCCACUGCAUUUGCAUGCACCGCUACUUACACGUCUGCUGAGGCCGAGCUCUUCAUCAGCGUCAACGGCUCUAUAGCUGAAGUCAAGGUCCACCCUUCCACUGAGCGCAGUCUGACAAGCACGGACUUUGCCCAUGAAGAGUUUCAGCACCUUCUCUUUUCGGAAUUUCACUCGAAACCCCUUGCAAAGCUUGGGACCCGAAUGCCAUAG
Molecule: messenger RNA, 432 nt
Organism: Aspergillus novofumigatus IBT 16806
Lineage: Eukaryota; Fungi; Ascomycota; Eurotiomycetes; Eurotiales; Aspergillaceae
Exons: 1
Coding region: 1-432 (143 amino acids)
Source: RefSeq, a predicted model, not a curated record